This is a messenger RNA of Prorocentrum cordatum, 492 nucleotides long. The record is from the annotation of a GenBank genome assembly. Lineage: Eukaryota; Dinophyceae; Prorocentrales; Prorocentraceae.
AUGUCGGACCCCGUGUCGUCGUACCCGGCAUCGCUGUCGGAGUACGCCCGGCUCGUCGCGCGCCCUCGGAUAGAUGGCGCCAUGUUCCAGAUCAGGCAAAGCGACUGGCUCGGACACUUCCAGGCCUGGAACGUGCUGUACUGCAUCCUCAACAUCGUCCUGUCCAUCCUAUUUUUCGUCCUGCAGUUUGUGAGCUUGGCUCUCGACGCAGCACUCGCCUCCAUCGUCGAGCUGAUCCUGGACAGUGUCGUCGGCCUCAUCGUGGGCGUCCUGCUUUGCCACGUGGGCUGGUUCUGCGUGGUGAAGAACAGGGGCUGCUGCGGCAAGCUGGGCUACCUCGCCUGGGGCCUCGUGUACUUUGUGUUCGUGGGCUGGCCGAUGCUCGUGGGAGCACUCCACAACAGCGUCAUCUGCCUCGUCCUCCUGGUGCCGGCCUGCGGAAUGCUGUGGUCUCUUCUCAAUCUGUUUCGGGGAGGCGGCGCCUCCUCUUAG